AUGGCCACGGAAACGUUUGAGACCAACGGCGUUCGGAUCGCCGUUGAGGGAUGCGGCCACGGCACCCUCAAUGCCAUUUACGCCGCCGUUGAGGCCUCCUGCACGGCCCGCGGCUGGGACGGCGUCGACCUCCUCAUCAUCGGCGGCGACUUCCAAGCCGCUCGCAACGCCGCCGACCUCACCGUCAUGUCCGUCCCCGCAAAGUACCGCGAGCUCGGCGACUUUUGGGAGUAUUACGCCGGUCGCCGCACCGCGCCGUACCUAACCGUCUUCGCGGGCGGCAACCACGAGGCCGCCAGCCACAUGUGGGAGCUAUUUUACGGCGGCUGGGCGGCGCCCAACAUUUACUACCUCGGCGCCGCCAACGUUCUGCGCCUGGGACCGCUGCGCAUCGCGGGCAUGAGCGGCAUCUGGAAGGGCUUCGACUACCGCAAGGGCCACCACGAGAGGCUCCCAAUGGGCCCGGACGAGAUCAAGAGCUUCUACCACGUCAGGGAGGUGGAUGUGAGGAAAUUACUGUUGCUCAGGGAGCAGGUCGAUGUCGGGAUCAGCCACGACUGGCCAAGAGCUAUAGAGAGGUGGGGUGACGAAAGGGCAUUGUGGAGGAUGAAGCCGGAUUUUGAGAGGGAAUCAAAGGAUGGUACGCUGGGCAACGUUGCGGCGGAGUAUGUUUGUGAUCGGCUCAGACCACCGUACUGGUUCUCUGCGCACUUGCACUGCAAGUUUGCGGCGUUGAAGAUUUAUAAGGAUGAUGGAGCGACUAUGGAGGAGACGGCCUUGGAUGGAGCUGCGGCUCCCGCUCCGGCCUCCGCACACGAGUUGGUUCAAGCGCCGGAUAACCCUGACGAGAUCGACCUAGACGGGGACGAAGAAAUCACGGACGCUUCCGCCAUUCAAGCGUCAGCAGAAAAGAAUCCAAACGAAAUCAAUCUCGACGACGACGACGACGACGAAGAGCAGCCUGCCGCACUUGCGCUGCCGCAGGCCAGCAAAGAAGAAGCUCCCAACAACAAAACCUCCGUCCCUGAAGACAUCCGCGCCCAGCUCCCUGCCUCCUUCGCCAGACCCCAACACCAGCCCAAGAAGACACCAGGCCAGCCCGUUCCGCCGACCAUCACGAACAAGCAGGUCAACUUCCUCGCCCUCGACAAGUGCCUCCCCCGCCGCCACUUCCUCCAGCUCCUCGAAGCGCACCCCCACAACGUCCUGCCCGCCGAUCAGCCCGCGCCGACGCGGCCCUUCCGCCUGCAGUAUGACCCCGAAUGGCUCGCCAUCACGCGCGUCUUCCACUCCACGCUCGCGAUCGGCGACAACGCGGCGUCGGGGCACCCGAGCCCGGACCUGGGCGAAGAGCACUACGCGCCGCUCAUCGACACCGAACGCCGCUGGGUCGAGGAGAACGUCGUGAAGAAGGGCAGGCUCGACGUCCCGCUCAAUUUUGAGAUCACGGCGCCGCCCCAUGUGGAGGGCGAGCCCGAGUCUGUGCCGCACCAGCCGUUCGAGUACACCAACCCGCAGACGUCGGCGUACUGCGCGCUCUUGGAGGUUGGGAACCUGUGGGAUGCUAGCGAGGAGGAGAGGAUGGAGAGGAAAGCGAGAGGCCCGCCGGCUGGGGAGUUCCGGGGGCAUCGUGGCGGUGGUCGGGGCUUCCACAGAGGUGGUGGACGCGGUGGUAGGGGCAGGGGUAGGGGACGCGGCAGAGGCAGAGGUUGGCACUGA
Colletotrichum orchidophilum is the source of this 1719-nucleotide messenger RNA. RefSeq names its product lariat debranching enzyme domain-containing protein. The coding region runs from base 1 to 1719 and encodes 572 amino acids. Lineage: Eukaryota; Fungi; Ascomycota; Sordariomycetes; Glomerellales; Glomerellaceae. The record is from RefSeq and is a predicted model, not a curated record. Gene Ontology annotation, cellular component: nucleus. The transcript is spliced from 2 exons. Gene Ontology annotation, biological process: mRNA splicing, via spliceosome. Gene Ontology annotation, molecular function: RNA lariat debranching enzyme activity.